Diaporthe batatas is the source of this 771-nucleotide messenger RNA. RefSeq lists its product as uncharacterized. The record is from RefSeq and is a predicted model, not a curated record. Lineage: Eukaryota; Fungi; Ascomycota; Sordariomycetes; Diaporthales; Diaporthaceae. The transcript has a single exon. Bases 1 to 771 code for a protein of 256 amino acids.
AUGGGUAAAGAACCGACCCUCAUAGAGCUCGCUGCCAAGCAUGGGACAGACAAACACGGGAACAACAAGCCCGAUCCCGACGGCACCAUCCGACCGCCUCACAAGUACGCCGGCCACUAUGACUUCCAUUUCAGCCGCUACCGCCACCUAGACAACAUCAAUGUCCUAGAGAUCGGCGUCGGGGGUUAUGAGGACCCCAAAAAGGGGGGCGACUCGCUGCGAAUGUGGAAGGAGUAUUUCCCAAAGGCGCAAAUUAUUGGCGUCGACUACUACGAUAAGACGGCGCUCCAGGAAGACCGCAUCCGGAUCUAUCAGGGCAGUCAAGACGAUCCGGCCUUUCUUGAGCGCAUUUCUGAGGAGAACGGUGGCUUCGAUGUCAUCAUCGACGACGGCAGCCACUGCAGUAACCACGUCAUUGCCUCGUUCAAGAUCCUCUUCCCUCUUUUGAAGAUGGGUGGCAUAUAUGCUAUCGAGGACCUACAAACCUCAUACUGGAAGCCUAUCUUUGGUGGAUCGAGCACAGAUUUGUCAACCCAAACCACAUCAAUGGGAUUUCUCAAGUCUCUGGUGGAUGGGUUGAACCAUAUGGAGCUUGACAUUCUUAAUUACAAGCCGACAUAUUUCGACAAGCACAUCACAUCCAUUCAAUUUUACCACAAUCUGGCAUUUAUUUACAAGGGUGAGAAUGACGAAGAGAGUAACUGGAUUGGACCUGAUCACACAAUCCCUAAGGGCUGGGAAGCGAUUUCCAAGCCGAAAUGGGCAGAUUGA